This is a messenger RNA of Puma concolor (puma), 735 nucleotides long. NCBI's taxonomy places the organism in Eukaryota, Metazoa, Chordata, Mammalia, Carnivora, Felidae. The record is from RefSeq and is a predicted model, not a curated record.
AUGGCAUCUCUUUCAGGAAGGCGUGGAUCAGAGCUCCAUUCCCCACACGGUGCCCCUUCGUCGUCUGAUCUUUCUCUAGCCCAGACCCAACCCCUCCUGCCUGAGCUGGAGGUAGUAACAGGAUCCACGCACCCUGUGGAGGCAGCGCUGGAGGAGGACUCCCUGGAAGAAGCGGCACCCCCGAUGCCCCAAGGCGAUGGCCCUGGGGCCCCUCAGGCCCUGGACAGCACUGACCUCGACGGCCCCACAGAAGCUGUGACACGCCAGCCUCAGGGGAACCCCUUGGGCUGCACCCCUCUAGUGGCGAAUGGCUCAGGCCACCCCUCGGAGCUGGGCAGCACCAGGCGGGCGGGGAAUGGUGCCCUGGGUGGCCCCAAGGCCCACCGGAAGUUGCAGACGCACCCGUCUCUCGCCAGCCAGGGCAGCAAGAAGGGCAAGAGCAGCACCAAAUCUGCUGCCUCCCAGAUCCCCCUCCAGGCGCAGGAAGACUGCUGCGUCCACUGCAUCCUGUCCUGCCUGUUCUGCGAGUUCCUGACGCUGUGCAACAUCGUCCUGGACUGCGCCACGUGCGGCUCCUGCAGCUCCGAGGACUCGUGCCUCUGCUGCUGCUGCUGUGGCUCCGGCGAGUGCGCCGACUGCGACCUGCCCUGCGACCUGGACUGCGGCAUCGUGGACGCCUGCUGCGAGUCCGCCGACUGCCUGGAGAUCUGCAUGGAGUGCUGCGGCCUCUGCUUC